Messenger RNA from Chiloscyllium plagiosum (whitespotted bambooshark), 11164 nucleotides. Lineage: Eukaryota; Metazoa; Chordata; Chondrichthyes; Orectolobiformes; Hemiscylliidae. The record is from RefSeq and is a predicted model, not a curated record.
AGGGAGCUCAGGGGCGCGCACGGCGAUGAGAGUAUCUGGGGUUUGUUUGCUGUAUUGCGGCGCCUCUGUGAAGUGCACCUGAAAUAGCGGAGGGAGGAGAAACGAUUAAAAAGGCGAAGGGAGCAGAGUGUCUGCAGCAGGAACAGGAGCAGGAAGAGAAGCGAAAGGGAUCCAGUUAUAGCUGGGACGGUAAUCUGGAGCUGAGAUAAACUUGGUUUGAAAGGAAGUCUUCAGCUUUUCUCAGAAGGAAAAUUUCCCGGGAGAUUGUAUGACGGACCCCACUGAGACAAGACUUUAAUUCCCAGAUACCCAGCAUCUGCAGUCCUUUGCUUUCUAUGAUCGUGGUGGUUCUUGCAGGUGGAAUACUCGAACCCAGAGAUCAACUAGAUUUGCUCUGCACUGGCGGAACAUUUAACAUCCGGAAAUGCUGCCAAGGGAUAGGUUUCUUCUGCACACUGGCUUGGUGUUUAUUGUGUCUCUGUGUCACCUGGUUACAGCCAUUGAAGUCCCCCUUGAUCCAAGCCUUCAGAGAGAGUUGGCCCAGCCUCCAACCAUUACCAAGCAGAGUCCAAAGGAUUAUAUCGUAGACCCACGAGAUAACGUGGUUAUUUACUGCGAAGGGAAGGGGAACCCAACUCCAGCCUUCUCGUGGACUCGCAAUGGAAAGUUCUUCAAUGUCGCAAAAGAUUCCAGAGUGUCGAUGCGAUCGCGGUCAGGCACCCUCACAAUGGACUUCCGUUACAGCGGCCGGGCGGAGGACUAUGAGGGGGAAUACCAGUGCUCAGCCAGAAAUGACUAUGGAACUGCACUCUCCCACAAAAUAUUCCUUCGAGUCUCCAAGGCACCCCUGUGGCGUAAGGAGGUCUUAGACCCUUUCCAGGUACAGGAAGGAGCACCCUUGAUUCUUCCAUGUCAACCUCCUGCUGGACUUCCCCCUCCUGUCAUCUUCUGGAUGGACAGCAUGAUGGAAUCGAUCCCUCAGAAUAAACGUGUGUCUCAGGGCCUGAACGGAGACCUCUACUUCUCCAACGUGGUGCGUAGUGAUGCACGCUUUGACUACAUCUGUAAUGCCCGGUUCCUCUUCACACACACCAUUCAACAGAAAAACCCCAUCACCAUCAAGGUGAUAACCAUGGAUACCAGUUAUGAAUCUGUGUCAACUAUUCUGAAUGAAACUGAAUUGUCCGGUGCUCGGCCAAUCACAGAGCAGAUUCCAAAGUUCAUGUCACCGGCAGGGACGUCCAGCAGCAGAAUUAUUCUCCGAGGGGAAGACCUGUUACUGGAGUGCAUCGCUUCAGGAAUACCCACACCGGAUAUUAUUUGGUACAAGAAAGGUGGUGAACUUCCUUGGCCAAAGGUGCGAAUUGAAAAUUACAACAAGACAUUGAGGAUCACUGACGUUUCUGAGGAGAACUCGGGCGAGUAUUUUUGCUUAGCAUCCAAUAAAAUGGGAAGCAUACGGCACACAAUCACAGUGAGAGUGAAAGCUGCUCCAUAUUGGCUGAAUGAGCCGCAGAAUUUGGUACUGGCUCCUGGGGAAUACGGCAGAUUGGUGUGUCAAGCCAAUGGAAACCCCAAGCCCAACAUCCAGUGGCUGAUGAACGGGGAACCCAUAGAAAAGGUCCGUCAGAGUCCAGGCCGUGAAAUUGAUGGUGAUACGAUCAUCUUCCGAGAGGCACAGAUAGGAAGCAGUGCUGUGUACCAAUGCAAUGCCUCAAAUGAGCAUGGAUACUUACUGGCCAAUGCAUUUGUCAGCAUUCUCGAUGUGCAACCAAGAAUAUUGACUCGACGAAACCAAAUUGUCAAAGUGAUAGAAAAUAACCGAACAAGGCUCGAUUGUCAGUUCUUUGGUUCACCAAUCCCCACCCUGCGAUGGUUUAAGGAUGGGCAGGGCAAUAAUCUUUAUGGAGGAAACUAUAUCAUCCAUGAUAAUGGGACUUUGGAAUUACGACGAGCACGGAAGGUUGAUGAGGGAACCUAUACCUGUGUAGCAACCAACAUACUGGGCAAGGCUGAGAACAGGGUGCGACUGGAGGUCAAAGACCCUACAAGGAUCAUCAGGGCUCCAGAAUCUAUCACAGUGAAGAGGUCACUUGCUGCAAAGUUUGAAUGUAAAGUGAGACAUGAUCCCACAUUAAGAGUGACAGUGACCUGGCUCAAAGAUGACAAAGUUCUGUAUUUGCCUUGGAGGAUGAAGAAAGAUGAGGACUCUUUAACAAUCAUUAAUGUGUCUGAACGAGAUGAAGGGAUCUACACAUGUGUCGCUAGCACAGAACUGGACAGUGACUCAGCUAAGGCACGCCUCACUGUUCUCGUUGUCCCUUCUACCCAAAUUACCCCACUUGCUGCUGUGUUGAAAGAUCGUCCUGAUCCUCCCCGAGAUCUGGAACUGACGGAUCCAGCAGAUCGAAGUAUAAGAUUGACAUGGAUUCCUGGCGAUGACAACAACAGUCCAAUUACAGAGUUCAUUGUGCAGUUUGAAGAGAACAGGUUUCAGCCGAGAAAGUGGCACAAUUUGACCCGAAUCUCAGGCAGCAUCAACUCUGCCGUAUUACAGCUCUCUCCAUACGUUAACUACCAGUUCCGGGUGAUAGCGGUGAAUGAAGUUGGAGAAGGUGCCCCCAGUUUGCCUUCUGAACGUUAUCAAACAACUGGAACAGCUCCAGAACUCAAUCCAUCUGAUGUUAGAGGGGCAGGAAUAUCAAAAUCAAGCAUGCAAAUCAGUUGGACGCCUCUGAAUGGAACACAAAUCAGUGGCCCGAAUCUCAAGUAUAUAGUCAGCUGGAGACAAAAGGAUGUAGGUGGGGAGUGGUCAACAGUCACCGUUCCCAGGUCCAGUUACAUCGUCUCUCCGACUCCCUUCUUUACGCCCUACGAGAUUAAAGUGCAGGCAGUGAAUGAUUUUGGGUUAGGUCCCGAACCAAGGAUUGUGAUUGGAUACUCGGGUGAAGACUUUCCGAUUGCAGCACCCACUGGGCUUUCUGGAAGGAUUAUUAACAGCACUGCCAUUCUACUCCAGUGGAGGGCACUACCACCAGACUCUGUUCAAGGAUAUCUCAUUGGCCACAAAAUUCAAUAUUGGAAUGAGGGAAGUCUGCUGAAGACCAACCAAUACAGGUCACGUGUUCAGGUCACAGAGUCUCCCAGUCAGCGUCUGCGUGCCAUUGUAUCAGGCUUGCAGCCAUAUCACGCCUAUAAGUUUCAGGUGGCAGCAGUCAAUGGUCGGGGACGUGGUCCCUGGAGUGAGGAGUUUGCAAUAAACACCACAGAAGGAGUUCCUGGAAAACCAAGUUACCUCAGAAUCAGGCAGCCAGAUUUGGAGAGCAUUACGUUACAGUGGGGUCCUCCACGUGAUCCAAACGGAAUCCUCACCGGCUACGUGAUCAUGUACCACCCACUGACUGGUUCAAGAUCAAGACGCAAUGCCACCAUUCCCAGACUUGGGCCUGAUGUGACCACCUAUAAAUUGGAGAGAGUUGACGCAAACAUUAAGUACAGGUUUUACGUCUUCGCUCAAACCCGCCAAGGACUAGGCGAAGCGAUUGUGUUGGAUUCACCUGACUUUGAAAAUGAAGUCACCCCUACUCCUGAGAUUGCAAAAACAAUCGGAGUCGUGUCAAGAUUCAUACCCGUCCCAACUACUCCUGCUGCGACCACCACCUUAACUACCAUAACUACCACAACCGCUACAACCAGCGUUGCUCCCCCGACUGUCACCAUCACUGAGACAGCCCAACCAGCCGUCACGGGCACCCAUGUUUAUGUGGAAGCUCUCGGUAGGAUAUGGAAUCUCACUACGUCAGCAGGAAAUGACUCCGUCAAUAUCACAUGGAGUCACACCUUCCCAAGGGAAAUGGCACAGUUUACAGUUGAAUACAUUCACAGUAACGGCACGGUGAAGCAAGAGCACAUCCAAACGGGUCAGAACUCUGUCCGGCUUCUGGGUCUAGCUCCUGGGACUCUGUACAAACUCAGGGUGUUUUCCACCCUGUUCCCGACAGUUACCAGCAAUACCAGCACCAUUGAGACCAGCCCAGCUUUUACUAAUAGUCACGUGGACAUCGCAACGCAGGGCUGGUUCAUUGGCCUGAUGUGUGCUGUGGCACUCCUUGUGCUGAUUCUGUUGAUUGUGUGCUUCAUAAAGAGGAGCAGAGGAGGCAAAUAUCCAGUUAAGACGACAGAAGAAAAUCGGCCCUCACAAGAUGACAAUGGAUACCUAUCUCUAGAAAGUGAUAAUGAAGACAGCAAGAAGCCUCAAGGCAGUCAGUCUUCGGUGGAUGGGACAGUGAAGCAAGAGGAGAGCGAUGACAGCAUAGUCAUCUACGGUGAUGGGGAUGGCAAUUCUCGCUUUGGCGAGGACGGUUCCUUCAUCGGUCAGUACACGGUCAAAAAGGACAAAGAGGAGACCGAGGGUAAUGACAGCUCCGAAGCUACGUCUCCAGUCAAUCCUGCCUAUUCCUUGGCACAAAUGUGAAAAGUAAGGUGAAACCCAAAACUCAAAGCAUAUGGGCACAGGUGCUAGCAAGACAGUAACUACAUUUGAUUUAUCCACCAAUAUCCGAGCAUAUGGAAAACAGAAGCAAAGUGUGAUUUGGCAAACGUGAGGGACCAAAUAAUGAAGCCGGCAAGAGAGGAUACGUGAAGAGUAAGGAGAAUUAAUGAAAGGGGCAACGUGGAAGGUAGAGUGAUUUAUCAGGCUUUGGAGUAACGUCGCCCUCGAGCUCCCCAGCCUCCAUGUGUUGCUGUUAAGCCCCAGUAGCCUAUCUCUCAAGAGUAAGAAAAACAAGUUCUGGAAACUGCUAUUUUUCUUCCCAUCCAUUUUAGAUUGCAAGUGACACAAUUUUGGAGUAAUUUCUAACAUUGUGUAUAGAUGAUGCUACCUAGGGAUUCCUCAUAUUCCACUUGCAAGCUCUGUCCUUGUCUCAAGCUAUCAUGAGGCCACAGCUCUACAUAGGAUGAACAUGAAGAUUUUUACCACUACACUUUGUUUUUGAACAGUACUUAAUUUUAAGAUGCAGCAACAUUAAUAUGAUGUAAGAGAAAUGUCUGUAUGUUGACUGGGGCCUCUCGGAUCUCCCUUAUUUUAAAUUAUAUGCUUCUUAACAUUGAGGGUUAGACAGCCGUCGAGCAGGCCAGCAUUGCAGAUAUAUCUGGAGCAAUGAUUAGUCAGAGCAAAACAAGCUAUCUGUGCCUAAGGAGCUGCUUAAAUGUGAUACAUAAUAAAAUAGGUAAUUUCUGACAGGUGCCAUUUGACAGGUCAGGACCGAGUGCUGUGAUUUUCUAAAGAAAAUUAUCGUGCAUUCUUUGAACUCAUUAUUGAUGCACACUUCUAUUUGCUGAAUAAUUAACUCCACUUCUUCCCCCAGUCAGCAGAAAACAGAAUGUCCUGGUCUCACCGUUCAGCAGCAGUUUAGAACGCUCUGCUUCUGAAACUGACGCUUGACAGAAUGAAACCAGGACUGUGCAGACACCUCACAUUAUACUGCUUUCCAUUUACAUUGACAGUUCACAUGGCACGUCCACAUACAGCAACUGCAUUGUUAGCAGUCCUGCAACAAUUGACUUACAUGUAGCAGAUCCAAGUGAUGUUUCUCAUGUCCUUAAAGUAAGCCCUCUCCCCUUCUUGUACCCCCACUCAGCUCCUUUCUACUCAACCUCAGCUUUCAAUAUUUGGUCUUCAGUAGCUGAAAACACUUAUCUAUCUCCUUUAGGUCUUCUGGGCAUUGACCCUUACUCCUCACUAACUUGAAUGAUCAAUCCUCGAUCUUGUAUGUUCUCCAGUAAACUGUUGAUUUUCUCCAAUUAAUAAUAGGUUUGAAACUAAUCACCAACCACCUCUUCUUUCAGGUUGAAGCCCCGCCCACUGUAAUACAAAGUUCUGUAUUUACUUCUGUCCUACAUAACUCUAAGUGGGACAAGAAGGAUUGACAACUCAAGUUGUAACAUUAACCUGAAAGCUCAAAGUGAAUGAAGCAAUAAAAUAAUAUGAGGACUUACAUGGUCUUAAUUCUUAGACUUGUGGCCAUUAGUUAAGCUCUCAAUCUUGCUUAAAGUGGUACCUUGCGAGAUUUCAAGGCAAGAAUUAUUCCAGUGCCAAGUUCAAUGCCUUGUUGAAAGUCAAAACUAUAUUCCCUUUCCAUAGAAACAGCAUUGCCAAUCUCUUGACAUAUCCUGGCAAGAUUUUUUUCUUGACUUAAUAAUCCCUAAUGUUCACCUAAAACCAUUUUCUGCUCCAAGUUCCUAUACAGAUAAUUUCAAAAUAUCGGCUUCCAGUUCCGAUCUAUUCACUUUAUCCAUAUGUUCGUAUGACGGAAUAUUCUCCACUAGCCUGGAUGACUGCAGAUCCAACGACACUGAAGUUCAACAUUUUUCAGACCAAAACAGCCCACUUGAUUGGCACUCCAUCCAUAGUAUUAAAACUUCUGCUCCAUCCACCAUCGACGCCGAGUAACAACAGUGUGUACCACCUGCAGGGUGCGCUGCAGUGACUCACCAAGGCACCUUCCAAACCCAUGGCUUGUACCAUCUACAGAGGAACCUCGAUUAUCUGAAUGACAUGGGCAGGGAAUGUUUUGUGUGGAUAAUCGAAUGCGGAUAACACUGUUUAGCCAAGCAUCAGAAUCUUGCUAGAUAAUCCGAAAUUCAAAUAAUCGAAUGCUGGAUAAUCGAGGUUCCUCUGUAGAAGGAUGAGGGCAGCUGAUACCCAGGAACAUCACUAGUUCCUGUCUCAACAUCCUAACCUGGAACUAUCUCACUGUACCUUUAUUGUUGCCAGGUUGAAAUCCCUCUGUAACAGUGCUGUGGGUGUACUGACACCACACUAAAUGCAGCAGUUCAAGAAUGAACCUUCUAUCCACUUAUUCAAGGGAAGUUAGACACAGACAAUAAAUGCCGGCCUUGCCAGUGAUGCCGACAAUAUUUAUUUUUCCAAAACUCCCAGUCCUCAACAACUCUGGUUAAAAGCUUACAGUCACCAUUCAUCAAAACGAAUUGAAACCUCAAGCUGUCUCCUGCCUUUGUUAACCACACUACACUCCAGCUACUUUCUUAAACCAGUCAUUACUUACGCAUGUUAGUAACUGUCUAGAUUAAAAUAUUAAGACACGGAAUCAAGUUUCCUCACAUUUUUGAAACUAGAUUCCUUCUGUUUGAGUCAGAAGUCACAUGACACCAGGUUAUAGUCCAACAGGUUUAUUGAAAACACAGGCUUUCGACGAAUCAUUUCACCUGGUAAAAGAGCAGCGGUCCGAAAGCUCAUGAUUUCAAAUAAACCUGUUGGACUAUAACCUGGUGUUGUGUGACUUCUGACUUUAUCCGUCCCAGUUCAACACCUGCAUCUCCACAUCAUGGCUACCUUCUGUUUGAGACAACAUGGCGACGUGGUGGGAUAUCAGAGCAUCCCUCUGACUUUAUCAUGACCCGAGCCAAUUUACUUGUACUGAGGGUCACAACAUACAGGGAGGGGGUCACUGUUGGUUCCUGUUACUGUGAAGACCUGGACCGUUCCUGGAGAAUGCACUGUGGAUUUGCAGGCUUCAUUUUUGGGACUGAGCUUUGUUCUGAAGAUGAAAUUUGACAGUAGGAAAGGUCUCCACUAGACCUUAUCCCUUCAAUAAAAUGUUUUGGGUCUGCUAAGCCUUCCUCAGGACUGACUGUUACCUUCCUCUGAUCCUGGGGCAGUGCCGGUAACAUGUAGGAGUGCAUGAAAAGCUACCAAGUCUCACUUCUCCUCUAUUAUGUGCUCCUAGCAGACGGGGAAAUGGUGCUGGAAUAACUGCUGGAAGUUUUCCUCGGCACAAUGGGAGAGAAAGGAUAGAAAUACGGACAAAGAGCGUUUACAAUCUGACUUCAGGCAGAAUAGGAGAGAGUUAGCUAGGCUUUGAUAUCCUGCCUAUUAGAUUAUUGACGUACAAGGGACUCUUGUGUGUUUUUGGUAACCCAAACUCUUCAAGUCUGGAAGAGCCUUUACACAUCCGCUGAAGGCCCAUUUUUCAAAAUGUAAAUUCCAUGUGAUUUUUUGUUGUUGUAAAUUGAGUCUGAUUGAUUCCUAUGUUAAUUGCUUAUGCUCCCAUUCAGAAAUCCAACCUCAGGACUUCACCUGUGUAUAAUGGAGCAGGAUGUGUGGGGUUAGUCCAGUGGAGGGAAUUAAACCUUUUGUGUUGGAAUAUCCAACAGAGAUAGGGUGGAAUGCUUGUUUAACACAUGACCAAUCGAUACCAUCAGUUUUCCAUUGGAUGAGUUAACUUAAAAGUUAACUCUUACAUGUCUGAAUGCUAGAAUAGGGAUUGAAUCGAAUGUGGUUCAGUGGUGUAAUGCCAUUGCACCAGUUGGUCUAUCAGUUACAUACAUUUUAAUAUGGCCCAUUAAUGCCCUCCUCCUCCCUUCAGUGAUAGAGAUGUGUAUGUUACAUGGAACAAAUAUUACUUUACCUUCCUUUGAGAGAUGGCUAAUUCCUUGCUUCCUAAGGUAUUUCAAUAAGAAUCAAACUCCCUGCCUGCAGCUAAACCAAACACUAUUAGGACUUGUAUCUCUUUGCCAAAUUCCCUCACUUUUCCUCCAAUGCCAACCCUUCUCCAACUGAAACUUGACUCUUCUCUGAGUAAAAACUAUUUACAGUAGCCAUUGCGAUCCUGCCGCUACUCCCACCCUCUAUCCCCACUUCCCGGCUCUUCUCAGAUUCAAUCGUGAGAGGUUGAUCUGGCAGGUUAAAAGAAAGAGCACACAUUUGUAAAUACCAUUAGCAUUGAAGGUAUAGACUGAUAUCAGGGACAUGUCCAGUGCGCACUGACCGUGGACUAGCACACAUACCAAGCUUGGCCUACCAACCCAUCACCUCCAAGAGAUGUGCGUCUUUUAUAUAGAAAGUGUCUGUCUGUUUUCUGCCACGUGCAAUGCUAAACAAAUAAAUGGUUUCUAUGGUAACAAGUAAAUCACUGGAACAGCUUGCCUCCUUCAUGGACAUUGGUGCUAUAUCAUGCAGUACCCUUAUCCCAAACACCUCAUCCUCAGCCCAUUUCUGUGAUAGUUAAACAACUUCUCCAGAACACAGGAUUGUGUAGUGCAAGGCAACUGGUGGAGGAUAUACAUGAAUUGUAUCUUGUUUUCAUGUUCAUUGCUGCACCAAUUGUGCACAUGGCCAUAUCAGGAUGUACUGUGCUUUAUUUGUUCUUGUCUUCACGCCCUUUAUCCUUAAUGCCUCUUGGUCUGAUCCAUAGCACCAUCACCAUGAAAAGUUCUGCACCGUUGACAUAGUUUGUGUGUUGUGGCCACAAGAUGUCUAUGUGACAGCAAGUAAGGAAAAUCAACCACUGGGGAGAUGACUUAAUGUGAAUCAGUAAACCAUCUUCAAGCCCUUUGUCUACGGUUUCACAGACAACACUUUUCACAUUGAAGAGCACACAUUUUAAGCCUUUUUCGACAAAUCUUGUUAAUGAAUGUUGCUUAUGGGUUUAUUCCAGCAAGCAAUGGUCAUAAGGCAUUCACUCACCAGGCCAGUGAGAUUUCUAAGAUGGAUUAUCAACAGGACUUUCCAUGCUGGUCAUUGAGGUGGAGGAGAGGAUAUUGGGUGGAGGGGCAAGAAUUGAUGUAUCGAUGUUUUCAGUUGUCAUUCGUUUACUAGCCUCAGGUAGGGACGGUGUUCCAUGGUAAAUAACAGACGUAUAAGAACAUAGAAACUAGAGGCAAGAGGAGGCCUUUCAGCUCCAUCAACUCCAUUCCACCAUUCAGUCAGAUCAUGGCUAAUCUACUUUAACAGCAUUUUCCUGAACUGUCCCAUAUCUCUUGAUAUUUUUAAUAUGCAGAAAUCUAACAAUCUCAGUCUUGACCAGAUUCAAUCUCCAUAUCCUCUGACAUCAAGAAAUCCAACACUUAACCAUCUCCUGAAUGAAGAUGUUUCUUUUCUUCUUCAUCCUAAAUAGCCCACCCCUUAUUCUGAGGUGCCAUAUUUCACUUUACAAACACCUUCCUUUUUUGCAAAUGACUUUUACCAAGUUGUGCUCAGCAAAGACUGAAUGCUUGAGGAAGCAACUUAGUGACGGGGAAUAGAAUGAACAUGUAUUGUUUCAGUUGAUUAGUCAUAGUCAUAGAGUCACACAGCAUGGAAACAGGCCCUUCAGCCCAAACGGGUCCAUGCUGACCAUGGUGCUCAUUCAGCCAGUUCCAGUUGCCCCUAAACCCUUCCCAUCCAUGUACCUAUCCGAAUGUCUUUUUUAAACGUUGCUAUUGUACCUGCCUCAACCACUUUGUCUUGCAGCUCAUUCCAUACACGCACCUCUCUUUGCAUGAAGAAGUUGCCCCUCAGGCCCUUUGUAUAAAUGUAUCUCAGGGACUUGGUUGCUGCACUUUUGCAGGUCUGCCAGGAAUUGUGCAGGGAGAGCUGUAACAAUACCGAGUGCCCGUGGUUUUGUGUUAAUGUCACUGCUAGAAAUCUGGAGGUUUUGGCUGAUGUUGUCGUCCCCAUUCCACCACAGCUGCUCAUGGAAUUUAAAUUCAACAAAUAAACCUGAAAUUUAAUGUCUAAUCACCACGAAAUAAACGCUGUAAAAGGAAUUCGACUUUCGUAAUAUCCCUUCAGAGAAGGGAAAUCUGCUGCCUGUACCUGGUCUAGCCUACAUGUGACUCCAGAUCCAUAGCCAAUCUGGUUGACUUAUGAGAUGGCCUCGCAAGCCAUUCAGUUGAAGGGCAAUUAGGGAUGGGUAACAAAUGCUGGAUGUCCUCAUCCCAUGAAAGAAUUGAGAGAAUAAAAUACAGCGCAACUAAUGGUGAAAACAGUGUCCACAUUGGAUAAUGAUGCUGCUUUAUACUAAAUCCUUCAGCUUUCUGUGUGUGAUGCUCCAUAGUUUUGAACUCCCCUGCCCUAGCGAAAAGGCCUUUGCUACUGACGUUAUUCAUGGCCAUCAUGAGUUUAGAAACCUCUAGAAGGUCAUCCCUCAAUCUCCUAUGCUCCAGUGUAAAAGGAUCCAGCCUAUCCAGCCUCUCCUUAUAAGUCAAACCCUCCAGUCCCAGCAUCAUCCAGGUAAAUCUUUUCUGAACCCUCCAAUUUAUUAAUAUCCUUCCUAUAGCGGGGUAACCAGGAUUGUAAACUGAACUGUAAAAGUGGCCUCACCUAUGGCCUGUACAACCUCAACACAACGUGCCAACUCCUAUACUCAAUGAUCUCAGAAGA